CAUUUUUUCAGUCCUAUUGAUUUGAUAAUUUGAGUAAAUGGGAAAGAGUUGGGUUAUGAAUACUUCCCUCUUGUUUUUUAUUCUCUUCCUUCAAACCCUAAAACAUGUUCACGCCAGUUACAAAUGCUACGGCGACUUUUUCACCGGUAACUAUGGCAUCAACCGAGACAACCUCUUAUCUACUCUUCCUUCCAACGUCGUCAAUAACGGCGGCUUCUACAACGCAUCACUUGGCAGAAACAACAGAAUCCAUGUUGUCGCCUUAUGUAUAAGAGGCUACGAGGCCCAAGCUUGUAAGACAUGCCUCGAGCAUGUCAUUGACGAUACAAAAUCCAACUGUCCUCACCAAAAGGAAACUUUCUCAUGGGUCACUGAAGAGGCCAAUGACGUUUUAUGCAAUCUCCGUUACACCAAUCACUCAACUUUCGGCAAGCUAGAGCUUUUGCCAUUUACUAUCAACCCUAAUUCGAAAGUUCUAGAAUCAUACAAGAAUAUGACUCUUUUCAGCCAAGAAUGGACUGCUAUGGUUAAUCGGACGCUCGAGGCUGCUUCUACCGCUGACACUUCCUCAGUACUCAAGUACUAUAGCGCCACAAGAACAGAGUUCACAGAGAUUCCAGAUGUUUACGCGAUGAUGCAAUGCACGCCUGAUCUAUCGCCAAGUGACUGUAACAGAUGUCUUAGAGAGUGUGUGAAUGAGUUUCAGAGGCAGUGUUGGGGAAGACUAGGAGGUGGAGUUGGUCGGCCUAGCUGUUAUUUCCGGUGGGAUCUUUUCGAAUUUUAUAAAGCUUUUGAUAAUGUUACAAAGGUUCUUGCUCCUCCUAGGCAAUGUUCUCCGCCUGCUCUGGAUUGUGGGAGAGACGAGAAACAUUUUGAAGGAAGACAUAUUGCAAUCAUUGUGGUCCCUGCAAUCAUUAAUCUCAUUAUCUUUGUUGGUUUAAUCUGUUCUUGGAAGAGAAAAACGUCAGACACCGGAAUCAAAGAGUCUUAUAAUCCAUAUGAUGGUCAAUCUAUGUUACGGUUUGAUUUCGUAAUGCUUCGAACUGCAACCCAUGACUUCUCUCCUGAAACGAAGCUUGGCGAAGGUGGAUUUGGAUCUGUCUACAAGGGGGUGUUACCGAACGGCCAAGAAAUAGCGGUAAAGAGAUUAACAAAAGGUUCAGGGCAAGGAGAUAUGGAAUUCAGGAAUGAGGUCUUACUCUUGACAAGACUCCAACAUAGGAAUCUUGUUAAGCUUCUUGGGUUUUGUAAUGAAGGAGAUGAAGAGAUUCUUGUCUACGAAUUUGUCCCCAAUUCAAGCCUUGACCACUUCAUAUUUGAUGAACACAAACGUUGUCUUCUUACAUGGGAUGUGAGGUACAGAAUUAUAGAAGGAGUUGCAAGAGGGCUUCUUUAUCUCCAUGAAGAUUCUCAGUUGAGGAUUAUUCAUAGGGAUUUGAAGGCAAGCAAUAUUCUCUUAGACGCUGAGAUGAACCCUAAAGUUGCAGACUUUGGGAUGGCAAGGCUUUUCAACAUGGACCAGACUCGAGGACAGACAAGCAGAGUUGUUGGAACAUAUGGAUAUAUGGCUCCAGAAUACGCAACAUAUGGACAAUUCUCAGCUAAAUCUGAUGUUUAUAGCUUUGGUAUUAUGCUCCUAGAAAUGAUAAGUGGCAAAAGAAACAAAAGCAUGAAAGAAGAAGAAGGAGAAGAAGAGGAAGAACAAGAAGGGCUUCUAGAUUUUGUAUGGAAGAAGUGGAGUGAGGGAAAAUAUGCAGAGAUGAUCGAUCCUUUGGCUGCGCCGAGUAACAACAUCUCAGUAGACCAAGUAAUGAAGCUCAUUCACAUAGGUUUAUUGUGUGUUCAAGAAGAUGUUUUCAAAAGGCCUACCAUUAAUUCAGUUCUCAUAUGGCUUGAAAGUCAUGCUGCUACAACCAUGCCUGUGCCCACACCUGUUACUUUUCUUACGGCACCAUCGUCACCAUCAUCAUCACUGCACGGUUAAUGAACCAUCAAGCAUGUUUGUAUACAUCUUUGGCUUGCUUAUUGCAAUUAAAGAGAUGCCGUCUAGUGCAAACAAAUUAUCUUUUUAAAGAUUAGUAAAGGGAGGCUUGUAUUGUAUAAUUACUUUCUUAACUUCAAAUUCUUAAAUAAUUAUUUCUUCA
This is a messenger RNA of Raphanus sativus (radish), 2144 nucleotides long. RefSeq names its product cysteine-rich receptor-like protein kinase 37. Lineage: Eukaryota; Viridiplantae; Streptophyta; Magnoliopsida; Brassicales; Brassicaceae. Gene Ontology annotation, molecular function: ATP binding; protein kinase activity. The record is from RefSeq and is a predicted model, not a curated record. Gene Ontology annotation, biological process: protein phosphorylation. The transcript is spliced from 6 exons. The coding region runs from base 38 to 1984 and encodes 648 amino acids.